This is a messenger RNA of Entrophospora candida, 1185 nucleotides long. The record is from the annotation of a GenBank genome assembly. Lineage: Eukaryota; Fungi; Glomeromycota; Glomeromycetes; Entrophosporales; Entrophosporaceae.
AUGCCCAAACCAUCUAAAAGUUCAGUCGUUGCUACUAAUGACAAUAAUUCUAACAAUAAUGACAAAUCAUCAACAACAACAGCAAAUACAACUUCUCGUAAGACAAUAACAUCAAAUACGAAACAAAAAUCAGAAUCAACUACAAAAAUUUCUUCAACCUCUUCUACUACAAAAACAAAGAAAGUUUCCUCUAAUCCUAAAAGGGCACUUAGUGCUUAUAUGUUUUUUGUUCGCGAAAAUAGAGAAAAGGUUAAAGCUGAAAAUCCUGGUGCAAAAUUUGGUGAAAUUGCAAAACUUGUUGGUGAAAAGUGGAAAGCUUUGAAUGACAAAACCGCAAGUGAUUUCGAUCCACAUAAGGUGAUCAAAGUUACUGCUACCGACGGAAAAAGAGCUGAAGAUUUCGAGCUGGCUUACAACGUUACAAAAAUAAUUGGUAACGGCUCUUUCGGUGUAGUAUUUCAAGCAAGAAUAAUUGACAAUAGUGAAGAUGUUGCCAUUAAAAAGCCUCAGAAUUUAUUACUGAAUCCGGCCUCAGGUGUAUUAAAAUUAUGUGAUUUCGGAAGUGCAAAGAUUUUAGUGCAUGGUGAACCGAAUGUUUCUUAUAUUUGUUCCAGAUACUACAGAGCACCAGAGUUGAUCUUUGGAGCAACAAAUUACACAACAAAUAUUGAUGUUUGGUCAACAGGUUGUGUUAUGGCUGAAUUAAUGUUAGGUCAACCUUUAUUCCCGGGUGAAAGUGGUAUCGAUCAAUUGGUUGAAAUUAUUAAAGUUCUUGGAACACCAACAAGAGAACAAAUUAAAACUAUGAAUCCAAAUUACAUGGAACACAGGUUCCCUCAAAUAAAACCACAUCCAUUUGCAAAGGUCUUCCGUGCUAGAACACCGCCAGAAGCUAUUGAUCUCAUAUCCCGUCUUUUAGAAUAUACUCCAUCCAAUCGAUUAACUGCGAUUGAAGCCAUGUGUCACCCAUUUUUUGAUGAACUUCGAAACCCUGAAACAAGGCUUCCAAAUGGAAAAGAUUUACCGAGACUUUUUGAUUUCACACCACAAGAAUUAUCAAUUCGACAUGAUCUUAUUCAUCAACUAGCACCACCACAUGCAGAAGCCGAACUUUCUCGUAGAGGAAUUGAUGUUCACAAUUUCCAACCACUACCACAGAGUCAAAUGCGAGCAACAUUGGAUUGA